This is a messenger RNA of Prunus avium (sweet cherry), 719 nucleotides long. RefSeq lists its product as uncharacterized. NCBI's taxonomy places the organism in Eukaryota, Viridiplantae, Streptophyta, Magnoliopsida, Rosales, Rosaceae. The record is from RefSeq and is a predicted model, not a curated record.
CAUACAUAUGCUGCUAACCCAGAGCUUCUUCCUUCCUGUCUGUUUUAAACCAGAAUUAUUUAUUUCACAGACAGAUGGAGUAAAGUGAACGCUUCAGAAAAAGAAUGUUGUGGUGUUCACAUUGCGGAGUUCUUGUUCCUCCAAUGAGAGAUGAUCAUCAGUUUGUAUCAUGCAGUGGUUGUGGAAAAGUGCUUAUCUAUCGAGAUGCCAGUACAGGUGAACCUACUUUGGUCAAAAGCUCCGGAAGAAAGGGCCGGAGGGCUGGCUCUUCUUUAAAAUCGGUUUCAAGUGACAAUUCACAGUCAUUUGAAGGUCCUUUAAACGAGGGACUGUGGUCAAAACGAGCUGUCGGUGCCAAUCCUGCUAUGCUGCUCAAGAUCAAGAAGCAUGCUCCUAGUUCGAGGAAAAAGUCCAAGGCAAUAAUAAUUCAUGCUGGUGAUGCCAAAGGACAAAACCCUCUCACCAUAGAGCAUGAAUCAGACAUCACUGAAAAUGACUUCAAAUUGAGGCAGGAUUAUGAAAAUGUUAAAGAGGGAGGUGAUGGAAGGCUAGCAAAUUAUAAAUCGCCCGUUCCGAAUCAAGAAAAUAUUCAUGAAUCUACCUAUGAUGCUGAUGAUGAUGCUGAUUGUGAUUAGGGAUGUUGGAUGUUUAAUGUGUCUUAUAUGCAACUGUGUUAGGCUGCUCAUACAUCUGUGCGAAAAUCAUGUUCCAUAUACCAA